This is a messenger RNA of Pecten maximus, 4099 nucleotides long. RefSeq names its product sialin-like. Gene Ontology annotation, biological process: transmembrane transport; monoatomic anion transport. Bases 2212 to 3000 code for a protein of 262 amino acids. The transcript has 5 exons. The record is from RefSeq and is a predicted model, not a curated record. Gene Ontology annotation, molecular function: transmembrane transporter activity. NCBI's taxonomy places the organism in Eukaryota, Metazoa, Mollusca, Bivalvia, Pectinida, Pectinidae.
CGAAGCGUUGGGGGCAUGGCGAACUAUAUACUGGCAGGAUUGCUCUGCUCAAUACCUUUUUUCGGUGGCUGGCCGUUCAUUUUCUUCGUUUUUAGUAAGUAAACGCAUUUUGCUUCUUGACCAUUUUUAGAACGUUUCAAUCUCUAUAAUGGCCAAAUAUUGAUGUUUUUAUCAAAGACAUCAAAGACAUUACUUUUCUUCAACAUCAACGGCUUACCUUGACAUUUUCUUGCAAUUUAACCAGCAAGGGUAGUUAAUUUUCCAUUUCUGGAUAGUACCAUUCCUACCUAUCCUACUGAUUCGAUAUUCAAAUACCUGUCCAUAAUCACUUUUUCCAAGAUGCACUGGGGCUUGACAUACAGGAACGUAACUAUAAAUACUCUAUCGUUAAAAAUAACAACACGGUGUUUCUAGAUGUGCAGUUGAUGAAAACCAUAGAUCUCUUUUCGACACCUGAUUUGCCCUAAAUGUACAUGGUUGGUGUCACAGUCAAGCGGAAGACACUGAACCGCCUUAAAACCUGUUAUUUUUCUCCUCUCUUUUUUUCAGGGGUUCCCAUAUCAAUUUAUAUUUUGUCGAUUCUAAGUUUGAUGUUAAAGUCUGUAAUCUUUUUUUUCUAAACACAGGCGAUGAGGUUUGUCUAACAUAAGAUAGCAUCACUUUUUUCAGAAACUAUACAUAGUUGUACUAAUGAUUAAUGUAUAUAAGGUUUCUCUCAAUUUCUCUCAACGUUAGUUCAGCGAACAUAUUUGCGAUAACCAUUAAAUGCCAAUUUAUACCUAUAUAUUCUACACAUAUCUUAGACCGUUGUGAGAUCGUACAUUGAACGUACCUACAAGUUUACGUUAAGUGAUGCUAAUACAAACCAUAGUAACAUAUUGAUGUUUUGACAUUUCUGUUGUGACAAGGUGGACUGAAUGUGUUAGUAUUGCUGUUAUGGAUCUUCCUGGUGUAUGAUGCACCAAAUGUUCACCCACGGAUAUCAGCGACAGAAAAAGCUUAUAUAAACUCACAUAAAACGUCGGUUGUACAGAAAAAGGUAGAUAAAAACAGAGAUUCCUGGAAGCUCUCACAAAUAUACAGAGCAUUUACUUGAAAGUGCCGUCACGGGGAAUCUCACGGGGAAGCUCACGGGGAAGCUCACGGGGAAUCUCCCGGGGAAUCUCCCGGGGAAUCUCACGGGGAAUCUCACGGGGUAUCUCACGGGGAAUCUCAAGGGGAAUCUCACGGGGUAUACUGUAUAUACGACAUAUGUAACAUCUUGUAGUGUAGCUUACCGUCGAACCAGGUGUCUUAGUCGGUUGUCUAUGGGUAUGACCAGACCCAUUUCCAGUUCUCUAAACUUCAGCACCACACUAAGAAUGGUUAUAAUGUAUCUGUAGAAAUAAAAUAUUGACGAAUAAUAUAUUUACUAACAAUAAAAAAAAAAGAAAUAAUGGAAGCCAAUCUCAAAGUAGUUCAUUUUGAAUUUGUUUAAUCAUUUAAUCUCUAAUUAUACCCCGCCACAAAGACAACGGGUACACUGAAGUCAGGUUGUCCAUCCGUCAUCCGCCUAUCUAUAUAGGACGACUUCUAUUCAAAUUUUGUGAAAUGUCACUGAUGUAGUCAUCACACUCUAUGUUUUUGAGUAAACAAUUUGAUGGUAGUUACUUACCCUUCCACAUGUUUUUAGAUGUAAUCGUGUCCAGACAUGUCUUCCAACAUCUUACACCCAAGGAUGGAACAUUGAGUAUUCGGUAUACACGAAGUAUGUUGCUUACAGUUUUGCUCUGCCAUUUUGUAUUAGUCCACUAUCGAUCCUGGCGACAUUUCUAGCUGUGUUUGGGGCGGAGUGAGAAUCAGAUUGGAUGGGUAGCCGGGUAUUACAUGUAGUUCGCCCUCCUGAUGACAGGUUUAUAUAUUUUUUGGGGCUCAGUGGGAAUCAAGGCGGUUUAGGGGUAUUACACCGCCUUCCUGGUGCCAGUUUAAGAUGUGUUUGGGGCUGAGUGGGAAUCAGGGUCGAUUGGGGAGCGGGGUAUUACACCACCCUCCAUAGUGACAGAGUAGAAAUCAGGAUGGAACUGGGGGAACUGAGAUAUUAGUCGGCCAUUCUGGCGAGAGAUUCUAUUUGGCCAGAACACUACAUCUCGCGUGUUUACAUGCCAUACUAAGGUUUUAUAUAGAGGCAUGACAAUAGUACAUUGCUCUUUAUCCUGUUUUGUUACCAAGUAGAUGGUGAGUAAAACAAUGCUUAUGUUCUUUUCAAAGACAUUGACAAUACCAUGGGUGCGACUGAUUACCUCGAAGGCUGUAUGGGGUUGUGUGUUGGGGUUCCUUACCUACGGUCUUCUGUUUAUCAGCCUCGCCAUUUGUCUGCCGCUGUAUUUCGAACAAGUGUUAGAACUAGAUCCGACAUUGAAUGGUUUUGUGUCCGCCCUCCCAUUUGUCGGGCGAAUAUUUGGUGCGAUCUUGUUUGGUUACAUAUCUGAUUGGAUUUUCUCUAGAAAAUGGUUGUCAAUUACAAACCUGAGAAAGGUUUUCCAGGUAACAGGACUGGUUGGUGCUGCACCAUUCCUUAUAUGGAUAACAUACCUCGGUAAGGAUGACGCGGUCCUAGCAGUGAUCCUCAUGGUAGUCUAUUGGUUUAUUCUCACGGCAAUGAACUCUGGAUUCCGAGUAAAUUUUGCUGACAUCGCUCCAAGAUUUGCCGGAUUAUUAAAUGGAAUAUGCAUGUGUCUGAAUGGGUUUAUAUCCGUAUUUGUCCCGAUUCUAGUGACAGCAAUUACACCAAACGGAACCGCUGAGGAGUGGCAAGUGGUGUUUUAUGGUUGUGUUGGGGUUUCUGUGAUGGGGGCUGUCGUUUUUGUUCUGUUGGCCAGUGGAGAGGAACAGGAAUGGGCCAAGGAUACAGAGGCUAUCAGCGAUGUGGAGGUAAUGGUGACCAGUAACAACAGCAAGGUUUAUGGAUCGACCACAGCAGAUACGACACCGCUGGUUGAUAAUCGAGGAAAACAUAUUUAGACAUUUACUUGUAAAGUCAACAUAGUUAAAAAACAAAAACAAAAAACAAAAACAAAAACAAAAAACAACAAAAAACGAAGGGAGUCUGACGCGUUCUUAUGCAGUUAAUAACUUCAUUUAAACAUACCAAAUGUGGUUCAAGAAAUUUACUCUUAUUCAAAAGAUCUUUAAUGCUCAAGUUAUUUGUAUCAGUAACCAUCUCGCUUUCUUUAUUCCUAGGUCAGGUUUCUAGUUUCCUGAAUUUCAUUAUUUACUUUCGCUAAAUAGUAUUGAUCUUUAUUAAUUUUCUAUAUACGUUUCUUUUGGUCCUGACAUAUAAUAUACACUAAUCGGAUAGGUCUGCUAUCGCUUUUCCUCAGGAAGGGCUACAUUUAUCUUGGUCGCCUUAUGCCAAUGUGUAAUUUCGAUAAAUAAUGUUGUGUUUGUUAUAUCUCAGAAAAUGCUGGUUUGUUUGUGAAACAGAUUUUCAGAACUAACUAAGAAGCUUUUGUGUAGUUAAUUAAAGUCUACAUAUAUGUAGAAUAAUUAUUUUGAAUUUGUAUUUGUAAUGGUAUGACCAUCUAUUAUUUAUAUCAACAAGCACGAUUGUGUUGGGUUUGUGCGAUCUUCAUCUGUCGUAUGGCGGUGUGACAUUCUCACAAGAGCUAAGAGACUUAAGAUGUACAUAUUGUAACAAAUUAAUUGUUUUACGGUCACAUGUAUUACUUCAUGUGCAAUUAGUCACCUGCGUUAACUAAUGAGUUAAUUUAUGUUGGUUAAUAUGUGAUAUAAACUGUCGUCUGCUACAGCACUGCAUUGUCACUCUGGUGACUGGUUCACCUGUGUCAUGCUUGACUGCCUAACCGGGGUCAAGCAGCAUGUGUAUCAGGGGUCAGGCACCCAGUGUGGACAGGCCGAGCGAUAACAGACCUCAGUUAGUGACACUACAGCUAGUGGAGCAGACAGCAUGUCGUAGCCUCAAUUAGGGGAGAGUUUACCAACAGUCUAGGGUGAAGUCCACCCCAGAACUUGGUAACUUCUACCCAGGGUGAGAUUCCCCUGGUGAGAGUGUGGUAGAAUCUGCGGUUGACUUCACCGACACAACUAUUAUUGUACCUAU